GACGUCACCCGGAGCCGUUGAGUCAGUCAGCUGAGGGAGGAACUCCCGACAACAGAAAGUCAACCAGGAAACCGAAGCAGCUAAACUGACCCACCGCCCCGGUGUGACGGCUUAACGGCGGCAUUAACGAUAGGAAGCACUCAGUAUAUCAGUACAGGAUUUGUAUUUAGUAUUGAAGUUGAUACAAAGUAGCGACAUGGCUUCCCUUUUCAAGAAGAAGACUGUGGACGAUAUUAUCAAGGAACAGUCGAAGGAGCUGCGUGGCACUCAGAGACAGAUCACCAGGGACAGAGCAGCGCUGGAGAAACAAGAGAAACAAAUGGAGGCAGAAAUCAAGAAAAUGGCUAGGAGUGGUAACAAGGAGGCAUGCAAGAUUCUCGCCAAGCAGCUGGUCCAGCUGAGGAAGCAGAAGAACCGCACAUACGCCGUCAGCUCCAAGGUCACCUCCAUGUCUACCCAGACAAAGGUCAUGAACUCCCAAAUGAAGAUGGCUGGCGCCAUGUCCACCACAGCCAAGACAAUGCAAGCAGUGAAUAAAAAGAUGGAUCCGCAGAAGACCCUGAAGACCAUGCAGGACUUCCAGAAGGAGAACAUGAAGAUGGGCAUGACCGAAGACAUGAUCAACGACACUUUGGAUGAGAUCUUUGAUGAGUCUGGGGAUGAAGAAGAAUCUCAGGACAUUGUCAACCAGGUUCUGGAUGAGAUCGGCAUUGAGAUCUCAGGAAAGAUGGUGAGAGCUCCAGCUGCAGGAAAGAGUGUCCCCAGCGCCGCUUCCUCCAAGCAAGCAACCAUCUCUGACGACGAGAUCGAGAGACAGCUCCGAGCUCUGGGAGUGGACUAAUUGUCUUCUUCGUAUUGAUGUUCACAUUAUAAACCUGUGCAACAUUAGUACUUACUGAUACAGACUGUCAGACACAUUGCCUUUGUCAUCAUUCAAUUGCUACAGGUGCAACAAAGGGUGCACAGCAACACAAACACACACACACACACCCACGCAUUAACAUUGACAUUCGAAGGCAUGCAGGCAGACAGAUGUAUAUUAACACAUACAUAUUCAUGCAUUCUUCGGUAGGCUGCCUUACAGAUCAUUAAGGCAGAACAUCUGAUCUAUUUAUGCGAAAAUAAUAUUUAUUAUGACACAGGAGUGGCCACAGCCUGAAGGUGAACCAAUAAUAGAUGCUUGCCCUAAAGAGUUCUGAACCACCUACACUGUUGUUUACCACCCAUCUGUCUUUAUAAGGGCUACAGUAUAUGUGACCUUGGCUUUUCCCAACUGAUGUUUUGGCCAAACUUGAGUUAAUCAUAUAAUCUAUCAUCUUUUACAUGACUGAAGAUGGAUGGUCUUUCUCCAGCAAGUUUAAAUGAGUAAAACAUAAGAGCUUAGGGGUUGUCAGUAACCAGAUGGAACUUGUAUUUUUCCCACUCACACAAUUUACCUCCUGUCAUUGUUGCCACUGGUUAAUUUAAAGCCCAAUCUGAUUCACUUCCUCUGAAGCAAACUACCCUCCGCUAUAUGUACAUGUUUUUCAUUGUUAUGUGGGUAAAAUAUCCUGGGGUGUCAAGAGAUGGGACACAGUUACUUAGCCAUGCAAAUGAAAGGGAGAAAAGGCAUUGUCACACAACUGGUCAGCUAGCUAAUUAUUAAUUAUCAUGUUUUUAAAAUCCUUAGGUACGCUACCAUAGAUACUGGAGAUGAUGUAACUCAGACAAACAUAUGCAUGUGAAAUGUGUAACUGACACUGAUGCCUUCGGGCUAGGGUAAGGCCUUCACUUUACUUCAAUAUAAUGCAUGAGAUGGUGAAAUGGAUUGAUCUGAGGACAAGCAUUUAAUUGGCACCGCUGAAGUCGUGAUGCUGUACAGAUUGUGUGGCAAAACUUAAUAUACAAAUACACAUAUCAAAGAGUCGAUUGUUUGAUGCUACUGGGUAAUCAAAUGAGUUUUUUUUUUUUUUUUUUUGCUUCAUUGGUUCAUGUUUGCUCUCUGAUUGUGUAUCUUAUAUUGGACAUGGGAUUUACACUGGUCCUGCAGUCCCUCUUCUCUUUCAGCUGCUGUGCAGUUACUGUCAUUUGUUAUUUUAAGCUGCCUCACUCACAAACAUAAACGCACACUACAGCAGCAAAAUGAUGGAAGUGUUUGCUCUAAUGACACUGUGAUCCAAGAGAUGUUUUCUCUUCUUCAGAGCUGAGGCAGACUCUAUACAGUGAUUUGUUAAUGUCAGACAGCUUGAGAGUGACAGAGACAUAAUAUUAAGUCUUUGUCUUUCUCUGUCUCUGGCCUUUUGUUCCGAUAUUGAUUCCCAUUGCCAAAACAAAUUGAAAAUGUUUUCAUUCCUGCAUGUAUCUGACAUUUACAAUACAUAACUCAUUGAAAUUUUUGUAAAUCACUCUUUCCUCUACCUUUUUAACAGUCUAUUGUGAAUGUGAGCGGAAACAAUGUUUUAUCAGAUUUUGACAUUGAGUGCAGCUCCAUGGUUAGGAAAUUUCCACACUUUUUAAAAGGUGUAUGUAUACUCCUAUUUGUUUCUUUAGUCAUUGUAAAGUGACUCUGUAAAGGGUUUAUGGCUUUUAUAAGGAAUAAAGUUUCUUCAGGUACA
This is a messenger RNA of Siniperca chuatsi (mandarin fish), 2594 nucleotides long. It is a transcript of the gene chmp2ba, whose product is annotated as charged multivesicular body protein 2Ba. The record is from RefSeq and is a predicted model, not a curated record. Gene Ontology annotation, biological process: late endosome to vacuole transport; protein transport; endosome transport via multivesicular body sorting pathway. The transcript is spliced from 6 exons. Lineage: Eukaryota; Metazoa; Chordata; Actinopteri; Centrarchiformes; Sinipercidae. Bases 197 to 841 code for a protein of 214 amino acids. Gene Ontology annotation, cellular component: multivesicular body; ESCRT III complex.